Molecule: messenger RNA, 4220 nt
Organism: Patella vulgata (common limpet)
Lineage: Eukaryota; Metazoa; Mollusca; Gastropoda; Patellidae
Product: sodium- and chloride-dependent glycine transporter 1
Exons: 15
Coding region: 115-2076 (653 amino acids)
Biological process (GO): sodium ion transmembrane transport
Cellular component (GO): membrane
Molecular function (GO): L-amino acid transmembrane transporter activity
Source: RefSeq, a predicted model, not a curated record
AGACACCUGUAAAGACUAGGUGAAGAUAUCUAUGUGACAAGUUCACUAUCCCACAGUUUGACUUACUCUACACUCUGUGAUAUUUCGUAUUUGCUUUGGAUUUGGACUAAGAUCAUGUCAAAACAGAAGUCCUAUGAUCUUUGGCAUACGGAUGAUCCGUAUGUGAAUGAAAGAAAAGGAGAUGGCUAUAUUUCAAAAGAUGAUGAAAGAUCACAGAAUGGAUCUAGACCACCAAUUAUAGAUGACGAUGGUGCCGGGAAGGACGAGAUAGAUAGAGGACAAUGGGGAAAUAAAGCAGAAUUUCUCUUGUCGUGUAUCGGGUUGUCCGUCGGUCUUGGUAACGUUUGGCGGUUUCCGUAUCUGGCUUACAAGAACGGUGGAGCGGCCUUCGUGAUUGCCUACUUUAUUCUACAACUGGUUAUAGGCAAACCCUUAUAUUUCAUGGAGUUGGUUAUGGGUCAGUUUUCUGGAAAAGGACCGACGGGCGUAUGGGCAAUGAACCCAUGUGCCAAAGGUAUUGGUGUGUCUAUGGCUCUCAUAUCACUGGAUGUUGCUAUCUACUAUAACGUCAUCAUGGCGUAUACAUUGUAUUAUUUCUUCUCAUCUAUGCAAACAACACUUCCUUGGACAGUUUGCAAACCUGAAUGGGAGAACUGUGUUGCAAAAAGAUUUAAGUUUCCAGAUAACUGUACUGGUAAUGCUACUGUAGACUACGCACUAGAGGAAGCAUGUAGAUGUACCUUCAACGUAACCCUUGACACAGAAAACUGUACACAACUUAAUUAUACUGGUAAACCAAAGUCAGCCGCAGAGUUCUUUUUCUAUAAGGAAGUUAUUCAAAGAUCUGAUGGAAUUGAACCAGAGAAUCUGGGCUAUCCUCUAUGGUGGUUAGUUCUAUGUAUGAUGUUAUCAUGGAUUGUUGUUAUAGCAUGUUUGAUAAAAGGUGUUAAAAGUUCAGGAAAGGUUGUAUAUUUCACGGCCACGUUCCCGUACGUUGUUCUUCUAAUUUUACUCAUACGAGGAGCUCUACUAGAUGGCGCUAUUGAUGGGGUCAUCUAUUUUAUCAUUCCUAAAUGGGAGGAACUCCUUAAACUAGAGGUCUGGGUCGCUGCAGCCGGCCAGAUGUUCUUCUCUUUGAGUGUGUCUUUUGGUGGAAUUAUUAUGUUUGGGAGUUACAACAAAUUCAAGAAUAAUGUUUAUCCAGAUGCGCUACUUAUCAGUAUCAUGGAUAUUAUAACAAGUGUGAUAGCAGGUUUUGUUAUAUUUACAACAUUUGGAGCAAUGGCUAAAACUAUUGAUGCUCCCAUUGAAGACGUUGCAGAUGCAGGUUAUGGUUUAGCUUUCGUAGCCUACCCAGAAGCUUUAUCCAACUUCCCUAUACCUCAAUUUUGGUCCGUCCUCUUUUUCUUUAUGUUAUUUACCUUAGGUCUAGACAGUGAGUUUGGAUUAUUGGAGACCUUACUCACUUGUAUUCAAGAUGAAUUUCCUAAAACCAGAAAAUAUAAAGGACUAAUGUGUGUUGGUAUUGGAAUAAGUUGUUUUCUGAUAGCUCUACCAGUUACCUGUCCAGGUGGUGAUUAUAUUGUGACGAUCAUGGAUCAUUAUGGAGCAGAUUUUUCUGUCCUAUUUUUAGCAGCUUGUGAAGUUGUGUCGGUUGCAUGGGUAUACGGUGUUUUACGGUUUUGGAGAGACAUAGAAUAUAUGUUGGGUAGCCGUUCUAUUACUUGGCCUUUCUGGACGGUCUGUUGGGCGUUUAUAGCACCUUUACUCAUCACAUUACUCUUCAUCUAUAGAAUGGUAAAAUACUCCCCACCAACAUACCCAAAUGAUGAACCUUUCCCCGAAUUUGCUCAAGGUAUAGGAUGGGCGUUAUCAGCCCUUGUCAUGUGUCCUAUUCCUAUUUAUUUCCUGUACAGUUUCUUUACAGCCCCCGGUGAUUUUAUUGAGAGGCUGAAGUUUAUAACAACUCCCUCAAAUAAAUGGCAACCAAAUGAUGGUAACAGAGCAUAUUUAACACAAACUCAUGAUGCAGUCCAAAUGGGAAAAUAUGGCGUCGAAAAUCCAACAUUUAACUGAAGAAUUAAAAUAUAUCAAUUCAUUUAAAACUGUUAAUAAGUGAUCGGAAAACUACUGCGUUUACAAAAGUUGAUUUAGUCGUUAGUUAUGUAGCGAAUUGAAUUUGGUCGCAUGUCCCAAACGUUAAAUACAAGUAAGCUUUGCAGGGAUUUAGUAUUCCCUAAACUUUUAGAAUUUAUUGUUUAACAUCCAAUGAAAGAUUUAUUUGUUGGGGUUUAAAUCGAAAUCAACAACUUAUUAUAAAAUGGUAGAAUAAAAUUGUUUUGAGAGAUUAUUUCUUGAAAUAUUAAUUAAGAGAUGUAAGUAUAUUUUGUACCCUAUAAAACUUAUUGUUAGACACAAUGUGUGUCGUAUAGUCAGACAACUUAUUGUUAUUGUCAGAAAACUGAUUGUUAGACACAACGUGCGUCUUAUUGUCAUAAAACAUAUUGUUAGACACAAUGUGUGUCGUAUUGUCAUAAAACUUAUUGUUAGACACAACGUGUGUCGUAUUGUCAUAAUUUUUUUUUGCUUUUAGUCUUUUUGUUUUUCUAAUACAUAUAAUUAAUGCUCGUUAUUCCCUUUAUUAUAAAUACGUAAAGGCACAAAAUCUCUAUUCUUAGGAACCUUAAACAUACAUUAUGCAAGGGCUGAAUCUGCCUAUUGCAGAUCUUUCUUUAGGUUUGUAAUGUUAUAGAAACUAUUAAGUAGACAAUUAUUAACAUGACAAGACCAUAAUCAACUCUCGAUGCCAUCUUAUGUGUCGGAUUGUCACUGGAUUUUAAUCUGAUUUGCUGCUCAACGUCCAUUGAUGAUUAAAUCAAAAAAUGGAUAAUCGAAACCAUGUUUUUUUUUUUUAUCGUACCGACUUUAGUAGUGAUGACCGAGGCUAGGUCGAAAAGUCAAUUGCUAAUAUCUCGCUUCUGAGUGUAGUAAUUUGAUUGAAAUUUUCAGCAUAUUCCCUUUAGAUUAUCAAGUUUUUAACUAUUAUAGUGAGAGCUAUCAGCUCUUUAUCUGAUCUUCAAUACUGUAUCUUUAAGGCGGACAAAUGAAAUGAAAUGAAAUGAAAUGAAAUGGGGUUUAACGUCCUACUGUUCUGCUCCUAACCUGGGCUAAUGAAGACGGGCAUACGCCAUACAGUGUGCUAUGAGGGAAAUUUUGCCCGGACAGCGGCACUACGGCCUACUCUUAUAUCGAAUUCCAACUGCCAAGGGAUCUUUUACGUUCACGCCAAUGUGUACACGGGACCUCGGUUUUUCGUCCCAUCCGAAGGACUAGACAGCUUUCCUUGUCAGCCCCUCCGUCCUAAGGCGGACAAAUAUCGGCCGAAAAGCAUAUGUUAUUGUAAUAAGCAUGCCUAUAAACUCAUUUAGAUUAAAUAUUUAAAAUUUUUAUUGCAACUUCUAAUCCGUUAUGUUCGGCGAAAUACUCGAGCAGUCGAAAUGGAAUGGCUGUCGCUUGUUCCUGAGUAGACCAGUCUACAUCGGGAGUACGGUUUGAUACGACACAUUUGUUUUUUACCAAAUUCAUCAAGUCGCCUCAUUAUAAAAUGUGUCUACGGUUGUAUGCCGUCUAUGACUUGCCAUCUUUUUAUUUUUCAAAAUUAAAAUAUUUUUCUUAGCCGGGUGUGCCGCUAUGUUUUAAUGUUUUCCAAGGUGUGCCGUUAGCAAAAAAAGGUUGAGAACUGAGUUAGAGAUUCAGCAACUUUAAUAUAAAAUGUUUUAUAUGUCAUUUUUAGUUUUCGAAUAUUUAUUUUACUUUAUAAUUUGGCGCAAUAUAGCCCGGUUGGAGCUGAAGUGCCAUUAAACCACAUUUCAUUUCAUUACUGUACUUUUAUAAAGAUAAAAAUAUUGGGAAAGUGGUUGACCUAUCAAUACCGUCGACCAGCGAUACUUCCAUCCCAUUGAGCUGUCUGAACAGUUAACGGGUAAAAUGAACAUAAGAUUAGUUAUCACACGCGUUUCCAUGUAGACCUUCCAGGCGCAAUUUCAUUUGUCAACGGCAAAACAAUGCUCGUUUCUGUUUAGUAGUGUUUGGAUAUUUUUUUUUUGUUUACAAAUUCAAUCAUGACGCAUUUUAUUUUAUUUGGUCUUAUGAUUUUACACACAAACUUGCCUUUUACAGUCUAUUUUUCUGUAAGAUUAAUAAAAUAUGUUUUAUAGAUA